CAACCAACCAAGUCGCCCCCACCCCCUACCCCAACCCCCACCCACCGCGGAUCUGGUUUACGGCUUGGAGCGCAGGCUCCAGUGCGGCAGCUGAUUGGUUGUCGAAGGCUUGGUCCCAUCCCAGUGACCCCAAAGUGCUGGAAGGAGGGGGCGGGGGUGGCCCAGUGCAAAGUGCAUCCCGAAAGCCCCCUGUCGGGACACCCCGCUGCUGACACUUCGGACCUGGUACGAUUGGUGUCUCUCUGUCCCCAGACCUCUUGAGUCCCUCGGUAGCUGAAAGCCUCCGGCCCGGCGCGCAGCAGACCCUUGGUCUGAGCCCCUGGACCGGGACUGCCCCCCCACCCCUCCGAGCCGGCACUUCCUCCCAGCACCCCUUCCCGGAGGCUGCUCCGAGGCCAAGACCGCCACCCCCAGCCUGAUCGACUAUCUGGAUGCUCACCGGGCUGGGGCCGUGAAGCACUGAGGAGGAUCAGGAACACGGUGUCCGGCCCUGCCUGGGGUGUUUCUUCAAUGGAGAAGUUGGUGAAUGUGGAGGAGGCUGAAAGGAGAGAGAGGAGCUGCAGCUGAGGACACAGGUUUGAGCUGGUUGGAAGACACUCCCGAGCAGAAGGGGUCUGGCCACCCACCAGAGGAGCAAUAAGCAGAGUGCUUUGGACAAGCAUCCUCUCCAAAGAGAAUUUACUAGAUUGAAAUGUAAGCACCUAGGUCAUGUGCUCAGAUUUCUGCUGCCUAUUUUGUUGCUGCCUCCGAAAAUGCCCUAAAGGUGAAGAAGACUACUCCCCUGAGGCCGGGGUACACUGGGAACCCUUCCUACCAUGCUGCAUGCACGCCAUGGUUAUUAGACAACCUGUCCACCGAGAGAAGAGACAUUCUUCUAUAAGCCAAGAGACUGAAUUUCAAGGAAGUAAUUAAGUGAAGAAUCAAAAGGAAACUUGCUUAUUAAGAGAACAAAUUAUCAAGAAAUUUCUCAUUUUCCAAUUUUCUCUGAGGAAACAGCUAUUUGAGGCUGCCUCCCGUGACCUAAUGUCUGGUUGGUGAAAAGCAGACUCUGCUAGGAUGUUACACCACCACUGCCGGAGGAACCCUGAGCUCCAGGAAGAAUUGCAGAUUCAGGCUGCAGUGGCGGCCGGGGAUGUUCACACAGUACGAAAGAUGUUGGAACAAGGCUAUUCCCCAAAUGGCCGAGAUGCCAAUGGCUGGACCUUGCUCCAUUUCUCUGCAGCAAGAGGAAAGGAGAGGUGUGUUCGAGUGUUUCUGGAACACGGAGCUGAUCCCACGGUUAAGGAUUUAAUCGGAGGCUUCACCGCUCUGCACUACGCAGCCAUGCACGGCCGGGCCCGGAUCGCACGCCUGAUGCUGGAGUCUGAAUACAGGAGUGACAUUAUUAAUGCAAAAAGCAAUGAUGGCUGGACUCCCCUCCAUGUGGCUGCCCACUACGGUAGGGACUCAUUUGUCCGGCUCCUCCUGGAGUUCAAGGCCGAGGUCGACCCGCUCAGUGAUAAAGGAACAACGCCACUUCAGCUUGCUAUCAUCCGAGAGAGGUCGAGCUGUGUGAGAAUCCUUCUGGACCACAGUGCCAACAUCGACAUCCAGAAUGGGUUCCUGCUGCGCUACGCUGUGAUCAAAAGCAACCAUUCUUACUGCCGCAUGUUUCUUCAGAGAGGAGCAGACACAAACUUGGGGCGCCUAGAAGACGGACAGACUCCUUUACACUUGUCUGCCCUCCGUGAUGACGUGCUCUGCGCACGGAUGCUGUAUAACUAUGGAGCGGACACGAACACAAGGAACUAUGAAGGUCAGACCCCACUGGCCGUUUCCAUAAGUAUUUCAGGAAGUAGUCGGCCGUGUUUGGAUUUCUUACAAGACGUCACAAGACAGCCCAGAACCCUGCAGGACCUGUGCCGAAUUAAAAUUCGACAGUGUAUAGGCCUUCAAAACCUGAAGCUGCUUGAUGAACUACCAAUUGCCAAGGUCAUGAAAGACUACUUAAAACACAAAUUUGAUGAUAUCUGAUAUAUCCGGACUGUGAGCGAGAGUAAGAGUUAUUCCAGACACUUAAAAGGCCUCGGGCCUCGCACAGAGUAUAUCCUAUGCAAUUUCUGAUUUGUGCUCAAGUCAGAAAGCAGGUAUACACUUUUAGGUUUUUGUUUGUUUGGAUUUCAUUUUGGGGAGGGAUCUUUAUAUAUAUAUGUGUGUGUGUGCACAUGUGUGUGUGUGUGUGCAUGUGUGUGUGUAUGUGUGUGUGCACAUACACACGCACACACACCUCAUGCUUGAAGGUCUUAAUUUGGUUUCUUGGUCCAAGUCGAUGAGGUUCAAGCCUUUCUAUACAAUGCUGCAUUUAGAAAACUUUUCUCCUAAAUGCACAACAUAGACAGGUUUGAAGCAGAGAAUUUUCCCUUUCGAUGCUCUGGUUUCACUGCAAACAAGGUACUAGGAACCAGUAGACAGAACACCUCUUAAAGUUUGGAGGUCUCAGGCUCACCUCUGGUGAUCCUGGGUGACGCUGGAAAAUUCUCUGUGAAGAAACUAGCAGUGAUGCUGUCGCCUCAUUCAUUUUUAAUGAGUACAGAUGAGCUGUUUAAAAAUCCUUUUCCCUUCUAAUUAAUGUAGCUUUCUGAUGAAAAAGCAAACCCAGUACCUCUGCUUCCUUUGCUGUGCGCUUAUUUGUAAAUUAUUUUUUUAACAACUGUAAGACACUACCCUGAGACAUUGUGUUUCAACCUCUCUCCCCCUCUCCUACCCUCCCCCCCCUUUCCCUUAUUGAAUUGUGCUUUUAAAAAAAAUCAAUGGGAAAAGAAAUUAACUUUUUAAAGCCAGUGUAUUGUUUUUUGUUUUUGUUUUUUAUUUUGUUUUUUAAAAAAAAAAAAUGGUGCCUCUUGUGCAACUCUCUCGGUGUAGUCUCUGGAUGGUUUUGCUCUUCCCAUUCCUCAGCUGUCUUCUCAUGCCCCUCAGAGCCGUAACCACCAUCUCCAUCCCACAGCAGGCCACCAGUGUCACCACCUCCAUCCCACAGCGGGCCACCAGUGUCACCUCAGUUUCCAUUUUAAGCUUGGUGUUUUAUUUCACCCUAAGGAACAAAUUUCAUAUCUUGGUAAUAAGUGUUCUCUAGAAAUAGCCCACAUUCUUGCUAAGCCAUUCUAUUUUAAUGAUUAAAUAAUUUGGGGUGGUUUCAUGGUGGAUUUUUUCGCCUUUCUAGUAAUAUGUAUACGUAUAUAUUUUAAGGGGAAAGUCUCUAAUGGGCACCCUUUUAUAAGACUGGCAAAUUGCUGAUAUGCUAAUGAGAUAUUUCCUGUCUAUUUUGAAGGUGAGUACAGUAAAGCUCUUCAAGACAAAUAUUUUACUUUCUGGGUUGAUUGGCCAAGUAUGUGCAAGAAAGACCCAGAUGCAGUAAAAUGUUAGUAGCAAGGGGGAAGGUCCCGUAGGCAGUAGGCACCAGGGAUGUUCCUAUGGACCCAUGCUCACUGCUUCAUUUGACAUUAUGUUAGUUUGAGGAGAGCCUUUUUAAGUCCCCCACGCCAUUCUUAGUGCUGUGACAAAAUUUUUAAAUAUUUAUAAACUGUUAAUAAAUUUGCUAUCAAAAGGUUGCAAGAUAAGGGCUUCUCCUUUCUUGUCAGAAUUGCUAGUUUGAGGGCAUAGAGGGUAAAGUCUUAGUGUAAUUAAGCAGAAUUAGGUUUCUCCAAGUUCAGGCCAGCAAUGCUCUGCACUCAUGCCCAGAGUUUUCCUCUUAGCCACAGAGUAACUGUGACAUCAGAACAUAGGAUCUGCAUGUGCCUCAGUGGCACAAGGAUUCCUGAAAGUCGGCAGGAUGAUUCAGGGACUCGCUGAUGUGGCCCGUAGCCUCCUUCAGCAGGGAGUGUGUGGGACCCAGAGGAUAGGGACGGGUGUUGUGACCCUGUCUGAAAGGUUAUCUCCAUGGAGAUUUCCCUUCUAAGACAGCUACAGAGCUGUGUUCUCAUUCUUUAUUCAGGGCUCAGGUCAAGGCUGGAGACUUACUAACAGCCUUAGGGACACAGAAUGACCAGAAAUUACUUGAGUGUAACUUCUGUUAGAACCCCAGCCCAGCAUGGGAAGUGGUGGGAGGGAGCCUGCAGUCUGGACUGUGAGCUGCCAUGUUAGUGUCCAGUUGCACAGGACCCGUACAUGUAAAUUAAUGUAUUUAGUAAGUUAAAAAUGACAUUCACUUUCCAGCUAUUCAGAGGGUUCUGAACUAAGCCACUGAAAUUGAAUCAGGGAAUCCCAAGUAAAAAGAUCAUAUUAAGGCAAAUUCUUUGUGCUUUUUGCUGCUGUGACUUCAAAAAAAAAAAAAAAAAUCCUGAGUGCUCUUCCUGGAAUUGAAAAUUCUAUUUAAUGAAGAAGUGUAUAAUUCCAUUAUUUAUUGUUUGUGGUUUGAUUUAUCUGGAAGCUUAAGAGAAUGUCCUUUGUUUGUCACUAGAACCCCAGUCAUGUACUGUAUCUGACGGUAACUGAAGUGCGUGCAGUUGCUAUUGUGGUUGUGAUGAACAUGGGUCUGCACUUGGAUUUGGUUAUCCAAGGAGCAGUCUGUGGCCUCGAGGAGAGAAAACAGCUCUUUCAAAAGCUCAGCCUGUUGGCUUUUCCAGAAUCUUGACUCAAAAUUCACCACUGGUUCUUUUGCGCUUGUUUUGAAAUUUAUUAUUUAGCCUAUUACUAAAACUUUAUAAAAUGCAUUUGGCAAAUACACCAAAGAAACCAGCUCAUAAAAUAUGAUCAUUAAUGAACUGCAAACCUCAUCUUUUGAAAACAAGGGUGUUUCUUUGUAAAUAUUUGUGUUUAUAAAUGUACAGCAGAGUUAAGAGUGGUUUUUUAGAUUAUUUAAUUCCCAUAUUUCUAAACUAUUUACUACAGAAUAACCCUGCUCAUUAGUUUGGAUGACUUGAUUGUUUGGUUUUGUUUUGUUUUUAAUUCAUUAUCAGUCAUGCUUGGACCGACGUUUCUGCUGGAGAAGUCAGCAUUCCGGCAGUGGCAGGAGUCACUUCUGGAGCAUGGGGGAGGCUAGCAUGACCUGUCAGACUCCCCCCUCGUAAGACACCAGAAAAGCGUAGCUUAAUCACCAGAGUGGACCGUGCGAAAGAGUUUCUAACUUCCCCCUGAAUCACCCAUUAGCCCAGGAUGGGGUUGGGACAAGACCGUUUGCCCACAAAUUUAGCUUCCAUGUAACUCCCAGUGUGUUGUAUCAUAAUAUAUUCUGUUCUUUCUUUGUAAUGUAAGUUUUGCUUUGGGUCGAUUUGAAUUAAAAAAAAAAAAUCUUAAAUCUGGUUUAAAAAAAAUAGUGAAUUUGUGUUUUCUUUCUCCUCUGCCUUAACUUCUUAACAACUCCAGGUGUUUGGUAAAAUGGAAUAAAGUUGUAUUUUUCAUCAGCACAUUAGGUCACUGGUAACUUGGUGAGAAAAUGAUUUAAAAAACAAUUGCACAUUUCAAGCCAUUUCUUUCUUUUUUUUUUUUUUUUUUUUUCUUUUUUUCGGAGCUGGGGACCAAACCCAGGGCCUUGCGCUUGCUAGGCAAGCGCUCUACCACUGAGCUAAAUCCCCAACCCCUCAAGCCAUUUCUUUAACUCCUUUUUAUUUAUUUUCUUUUUUAGUAUUACAUUUGUUUAUUUUCCUACCUACUUUUGAUCAGAGGAACCUGCAGGAGUCUGUUCUCUCCUGCUAUACAUCCCACACAGGGCUCAAGCCUAGGCGGUGAGGCAGAGCCCUUAAUCUGCCCUGCCUCCCACUGCACCUACCCCCUUUAGAGUACACGUUGUGAACACAGCCAGCAGAGAACUUGGUCUUCAGUGCAUCGCUCCAGCACAGAGGCUUCAUGAGUUGGAUUCAUUGUCUGCCACAUCUUAGUGAAGAAGACAGGUCCUUAGCUGUGAUGAAACUCUGUAGCCAGGAUGACUUACAGAAGGAAGGGUUUAUUUAGGCUUACAGUUCCACAGGGAUAAAAGUCCACCAUGGGGACGAACAGCAGGUAUGGAGGCUAGAACAAGCUGACAACUCACAUCUUCACCUACAAGCAAGAAGCUGAAGAAAACUGGGAGUAGGUCAAGUCCUUCAAGCUCUCGGAGCUCACCUUCAGUGACAAUUCCUCCAACAAGGCCACACAUCGCCUCCCAGGCUUCCCCAAAUAGCACCACUAUCUGGGAAGUAAGUAUUGAUGAACUAUGGAGGAAGUCUUCAUUUGAACCCCUGGCAUGGGCAUAGACCACAGCACAUUAAGCAGAAUAGCAAAUGCAGGCACAGCAGAGCUGAGGUAGUGUGUCAGCCUGCAGGAGAUAACGGCACUGCCUAGAGUCCGCACUCCCUCGGUAGCGUAAGUGCAGGUUGAUCUGAGAGAGACCUCCGGUUCCUACGGAUGAUGGUGUCCUAAAGGGAAGGAAAGAAGGAUAGUGUUGAGGUAUCUCAUAUGGGACAGUGAUAUGCCAGAAUUAACUGCUUUGCUGCAUGCUUGUCCAGGCUUUGCUGCAAAUCAAGGCCAAGAGUGGGACCGUUGGAAUCCUUUAUAAGAAAGGAACUUAGGUUCGUAAACUAGCUCCAUUGCCUCGAAAUCUUGGGGUCAUUCCUUCUCCCAUAUGAUGUAAGGUAUGUAUUGUUUUCCCAGCUGAAAGACAGAGAACAAAAGUGGCUUACUGGCUAUCGGUAGACCAUAGCAUCUGCUCGAUUAAAGAAGUAUUUCCACACACCAUGUAGUUGGGCGUCCAAGACGAAAGAAAGGCUCUGUGUCACACCCCCCUCUUUCUGUAGCUUAACUCGAGAAGGAAUGACACUAUACAUGUUUGUGUUUUUGUGUCUUAGCCUGCUGAGUGUCUGAUUAAAGAAGUGAGCUUCCAUGUCUGGCUUCAGCAUUGGUAAUCGUCCUUAAAAACCCAUGGAGAUGUUAAGCAUCCUCUGCCCGACCCUGGACUAACACAGCAACUGAUGGAGAACUCCUGCGGUAUACCCUGAUGCCUCUUUAUUCCUUACUGCUGCCACUCCCCGUCUGCCUGGUAGGUAGUAGUCAGUAGUUAAGUGUUAGGUAAUCCAAGGGCAACAGAGGGUGCCAACCGGAGCAAACCAUUUUCUGUAUAUCCCUGGUUCCAUGUUGAAGGCCAUAGUGUAGAUGCUUCUGUCAAAGAGUCCUCACUCUCUAGGGACACCUUGUAGUCUUCAUAGACCACAGCACAUUUGGAAAAACUGAGGCUGGUCAUGAGUGCCUUACAAGAAAGUGUCAGUGGGAUGGUAAACCCCUGAACCCCAAUACGUCGGAGGCAUGUUUGCUCUCUAACUAAGUUCUUUCCCUAAGUGCCUGCACAUCGUUUAUUCAAGUGUCCCUACGUGUUUGGGGAGGAGUUUUUUUUCUCUAUGCAUCUUUAAGCAAAACCAGUUUUGAACCCUGAAGACAUUUAAUACAUUAGAAGUAGGAAGUGUGAUUAAAAUUGGGGGCCGGAGAAAGGGCUCAGCAGUUAAGAGUACUUCUUGGUGUAGAGACCCUGGAUUCAGUUUCCAGCACCCACAUGGUGCCUCAGUCAUCUGUCGCUCCAGUUCUAAAAAGAUAUGAAGCCCUCUUUUGACCUCACAUACCAGGCAUUCAUUUGGUGCACAUACAUACAUACGGGCAUGCACUCAUGAAAUAUUUCUUUUAAUCCUUAAAGCUAUAAAAGUUAUUUUUCUAUUGUAAGUUGUGACCUUUAAAAACAACUAAUAGGCAUCUGUGGUUGUUUUCCUUUUGUGGAAAGUUAUUUUAAAAGGGUUUUUUUCUUUUUUGGUUUGGUUGCUUUUUUUGUUGUUGUUGUUUUGGGUUUGUUGUUAUUUUUUGUUUUGUUUUUGUUUUUGUUUGGUUGUUUGUUUGAGACAAGGUUUCUCUGUUUAGCCCUGGCUGUCCUGGGAACUUGCUCUGUAGAUCUGGCUGGCCUCAAACUCAGGCUGCCCCUACCUCCAGAGUGCUGGUAUUAAAGAUGUAUGCCACCAUCGUAAAGCUAUGAUUUUUUUCUCAUAUUACCUCCUGAUAAUGGUUUCCUCUCCCUCUAAUACUUCAGUUCCCCCCCACCUCCCCUCCCAUCUGAAUCUACCCCCUUUCUGUCUCUCAGAAAACAAACAGACUCGUAAGGGAUUGUGAAAUAUAAUAACACUAAGCAAACUAGUACAUUGCUAGUAGACAGAACGGAAGGAAAAGAGCCCUAGAGCAGUCAUAAGAAGCAGAAAUCCACACGUUCUCACCUAGAAUCCCAUACAACACAGCACUGGAAGCCUGGUGCAGCCCCCGCACCUGCUGCCUCGGUCUCAGUGACUUCACUUGCGCUUUGUUGAUUUAGAAAGCCUUGCUUUCUUCGUGCCCUUGAUCCCUCCAGGCUUUCCCUUCUUUCUGCAGAGUUCCCUGAGGGGAAGGAUUUAAUGGAGACAUCUCUUAGGGCUGACUGUUCACAGGUCUCUCAUUCUCUGAGUGAUGUCUGGCUGUGGAUCUCUCUGUGUCUCUCUGUCUCUUUUCCUUCUGCUGUAGGAGGAAGCCUCUUUGAUGAUGGCUGAGCAAGGCACUGGUCAGUGAGUAUAGAAGAAUGCUAUUCAGAGUCAUUUUAUUGCUAUGUGGGUUUUUUUUUAAUCCAUCAGGGAAAUGCAAAUCAAAGAUAUGCUGAGAUUUUUUUUCUUACACCAACCAAUCAAUAAAACAAGUGUCAGCUCAUGCUGACAAGGAUGUGAAGUAAACACUCAUCCAUUUCUGGUGGAAGUGCAGACUUGUACAUCUAUUGUAGAAAUCAGUGUGGCAGUUCCUCAGGAAGGUGGGAAUCGGAUCUUCCUCAAGAUCCUGUUAUACCACUGCCGGGCAUAAACCCAAAGGGUGCUUUGUGCUACCACGGAGGCACUUGCUCAACCACGAUCAUUGUUGCUGUAUUCAUAAUAGCCAGAAACUGGAAACCACCUAGAUGUCCCUCAACAAAAGAAUGGAUAGAGAGUAUGUGGUGCAUCUACACAAUGGACUAUUGCUAAACCACUUUUUUUAAAGUGAAAUGAUGAAAUUUACAGGCGAAUACAUGGAACUAGAAAAAAAAAACAUCCUGACUGAGGUAUAUUAGAAAGAGAGUUGUAGUAUGCAUUUGCUUAUAUGAGGAAGUUAGCUCUUAAGUCAGUGAUAGAAUAAGGGACUAGGGGAUGCGGUCAGCUCUCCCUGGGAAAGGGAAAUAGAAUUUGGGGAGAAGGGGAGGGAAGAUGGGGGCUGGAAUGGGAUCAAGUUGGGAGGGGAAGGGAAGGAAGGAUGAAGGAAGGAAUAUAGGGAGAGACAGCUAAAAUCAAGGGGCAUUUUAGGGGUAGUAUAAUACAGUAGAACCUUCUUAAAAUAUAUACAUAUAUUGAAAGCUAUUUAACUGAAACCACCAAAUAAUUCUGGAGACAGAGCUUCAACUGGGCCAUCUUGUCACCAAAAAGCUUCCAGUCGCUGGGCUGGAUUGCAUCUAAUUGAGUUGCUGGCUGACAGGGUCCCAUAGGAAAUUCCUAAAACAACCCAGGCUGCUGCCAAGACUGUAGGCUGCUCUCCACAAACGUUGACAGCGAGGCCCUGUUAGUGAAGACAGCACCUCCACAGCUGAUUGGAUGUGACGACGUUGAGCUGGAGCCUAUGUAGACCCUCACUGCCACAUUCUGGCAUCUCUGUCACAGGAAAGCACUCUGCGUUCUACCGAAAGGUUAACAUAAACACCAAGCUAGGCAUAAAUCCUUGGAUCAGGAAUGGUGCUCUGCCUGCAAGAUCUGCCAGUGCGAUGGUGGCACAAAGUGUGGGAGUAUGAACCAACAUCUGAUCUGUCUUAAGGCCCUCUCCAUAAGAUGGAGCCCAUCCCCAGCAGUGCGUGGGUGACUGAGAACCUGCGACUAGACAGCACAGGGACGCUGGUCAAACCAAAUACUACCAUUCAAUUUAAAAUGAAGAGGAGGAGGAGGAAGAGGAAGAGGAGGAAGAGGAGGAGGGAGAGGAGGAGGAGGAGGAGGGAGAGGAGGAAGAGGAAGAAGAGAAAAUGUAUAAUCUUGGCUUGUUCUAGGAUCUUUAAAAUCUCAUUGGGAGGUGUGUGUGUGUGUGUGUGUGUGUGUGUGUGUGUGUGUGUGUGUGUACAAGUGUCUGUGCAGACACGCUCACCCAUGCAGGCCAGAAUUGGCGCUGGGAUGGCCUCUAUCACUGUCCACCUUACUUAUUGAGACAGGCUCUCUCAUUAGACCUUGACUUGGAAGUUUUGGCUAGACUGGCUGGACAGCAAGGCCCUGGGGUCCACUGGUCUCUGCCUCUGCAGGGCUGGGGUUUAGAUGCAAACCAUCACCUCUGGGGAUUUAUGUGGGUUCUUUUUUUCCUUAGGGAACUUUUCAAUUGGUAAAAAAAUGUAGUUUAAGUCAUGUUGAGAAGAGUGAAGUGAUUACUUCUUGGUGGUCAGCUCUUAUAGGUCAGGUGGAGUGGCUGCGUGUGGCUGUACAUUGCGUUUAGGUAGAGAAACUAGGUUAGGUCAUGAGUAGACUAAACCUCCAACUGACACAGUCUUGAUCCGACUGGAGAUUUCCUAUUUUAUCUGGCAAACCGAAUGCUCUUUGCCCCGAUGCUCAUCUUGACCUGGUGUUGCCUUCUUUCCGCUGGUAGUUAUGGGUCAAAGUUUUCUUGGUUUCCUUUUUCUUUCUCAGACUAAAGAGGGCUUGGAGACUGUGGACUUACUGUGCAGGACUCUUGCAACUUCCUCUAGAGCAGUGCUCAUACUGCGGGUCUUGACCCCUUUGGCAAACUCUUAUCACCCAAAAUAAUUACGUGAAGGUUCAUAACAGUUGCAGAAUUACAGCUAUGAAGUAGCAACAAAAGUAAUUUUAUGGCUGGGGGUCACCACAACCUAAUGAACUGUUAAAGGAUCUACAGCCAGCUUCCACCUUAGAUAGGACCGGAAAAGAACAGACACCAUGUUUUCCUGGUUGACUACUGAUGCUUAUAAGAAACCAUUUUCUUUGAGUCACUGAUCAAAGAGCUUGUCACUUAGUGUCCUGGGCGGGUCUUUACCUGUUUUACUAUUUUCCUGUAUUGUGUUCAGCUGUGGUGGUCAUUCACUGCUUCUUAGACUUCUUCAACAAAGAAAACAGGACCAGGUAGGUGACAGCAUCCACAUUCCUCACCAAAUCUCAGGUGGAUUUAGUCCUGACUCCUGUGAACGUUAGCCUUGUUCCUCCUGGCUCCUACCCUUUUGUUUGGCUUUUUCUCUGUCACGGUUCCAGGUAAUAGGCCUCCUAGUGACUGUGAACUUCCAUAGAGCCCACUGGCCCCGGCUGUCUCCCUCUCUGGGCUUUCCUAGCACUUUGGUCUCUGAAGCGUGCAGGGUACACGCUAUGACUGCCAGUUCACAGGUCCCUCUGGGCUCUCAGGUUGGUGGAGAUGUCCUUACAGGUUCCAGUGUACUCAGUUGUCAAGGCACUGGAGCGAGAACUUAGUGGAGCCUUCUCCGUCACCACCUCUUGAGUUCUUUCCAUAGUUCUGUUGGCUUGUUAUUGCAUAGCUGGGCUGUGGGGCUGUGCAUGGAUGCGUGCGUGCAUGUGUGUGCGUGUGCGUGCGUGCAUGUGUGUGUGUGUGUGCGUGUGUGUGUGCACGUGUGUGUGUAUGUGUGUGUGUGCGUGCGUGUGUGUGCGUGUGUGUGCGUGUGUGUGUGUGCGUGCGUGCAUGUGUGUGCGUGUGCGUGCGUGCAUGUGUGUGUGUGUGUGUGCGUGUGUGUGUGUGCGUGCAUGUGUAUGUGUGCGUGUGUGUGUGUGCGUGCGUGCAUGUGUGUGCGUGUGCGUGCGUGCAUGUGUGUGUGUGCGUGUGUGUGCGUGUGUGUGUGUGUAUUAAACCCUGCAUACAGUGGUGGCGAGAUGAAUAGCUGUCAGUUAAGGUCCUGUACCUCUGGCUCUUCACCUGCCGUACUCACCAGUAGAAUGGGGCAUCUGGAAGCCAGGCCUCCCAAUCUUUUAUUAAUCGGUUUUCUACAAAUUAUUGAGCUCUGAUUUUGCCUGUGCCAAGAAUUUGCCAUGGAAUAGAGACCAAGCCACUGUCCAGAGAGGAAUGAUAGGAUGGCAUAUGUAUCGGGAAGUGUUCAUAGAACAUAAGGUCUCAUCAGUACACUUCCUUGAUUGAGGCCCAUAAAAAAUGCCUAUUCUGACAGUCUUGUCCUUUGUCGUGGCUCUCUUUAAUUAUUUUAGAUUUAUUUUAGCCAGGUGUUGUGAUACACACCUUUAACCCUAGUAACUGAGAGAUAGAGGCAGACAGAUCGCUGUGAUGUCAAGGCCUUGUGUGUUUGUUUACAUUGCAAGAUGUAGGCCAGCUAUAGCUACAUAGUAAGACCUUAUCUCAAAUUUUUUUCUUUUAAUUUAAAAUUCUGAGAUGGAGUCAUAUAUAUCCCCAGUGCUGCACUAAAAGUGCCAAAAGGAGAAACAUCCCAGUUGCUGGGAGGAACCAACUGCGCAUGCCCUUUGCGUGGGGAUCACCGACUGUCAUCGGAUAGCCUCAUGUACCUGGUUUUCAAGGUGGAGCUUGCACAAAAAGGCUGAUGUAGUGCAGUCUGCACUUGUUUUUUUUUUGUUUUGGUUUGUUUGGUUUGAUUUGGCUUGGUUUGGUUUGGUUUCUGUUGGCCUUCUUGGCAGCUAAGAAGCUGAUGUACCCCCAGCCUUCGUCAUUUGCUGCCAUCUGAAGGCAGGCAGGUUUGCAGCCAUUUGGGCUCCGACAUUUCUAGAAAAGGGAGACAGAGGAGAUAGAUGGUGGAGGGGACUGACACCUCAUUCACGAGGAACCUGCUAGUUCUUAUUCCCUGUCCUGCUAGACACCAGGCCUCUACCCAAGAUGGGAGCCAGGGCUACCCUGGGCCAUUUCUCCAAGUUCUUCUUGCUUUAAUCAGACCACACUUGGCCUUCAGCGUCCCAUGCCUUGGCCCAAGCUGUGGCUUUGGGAAAGUUCUGGCUGGAAGGAUUGCUCUGAAGUUCUUUCCAAAUAGGAAACUGAUUUGUUUUGUCUCUAUCUCUCAUCCAGAUGCUUCUGGAAGGCAAGAUCUAUCCAGCUGUGGGCCUUGCUGCCCAACAACUAAACAACCCUAAUUAUUGUCGCUGGCGAAAGGUAUUUGGUGAAUACCUUUUAGUAUUAUAUCAGUAAGCAUGGCUCUACUUACUGAUACCAGUCCUGACGCCGGUCAGGAGCCAAAGGGAACCAGAGCUUGACUGGGCCCAUGAAUGUAAAACCAUUUUGCAUUCAUUCUCUCUUGUUCUCUGGACUCCUUCCCUCCUCCCUGUAAAGGAGGCUUUACAUUCUCUGGGCUUCUCACCUCCUCCCCUGUGAGAUAGUUUUAUCAUCUCCACAGAAGAAGUGAGGCAAGACUCCUAUCCCCUCUUGACAACUGCCGUCUUACCAGAAAGGCUUCAGUAAGUUUCUGAGCUAUUCUUGCUCCCACAGAGAUGCUCCACACCACAUGGCCCCGCUCCCUGGUGCUUGUGUGUGCUUGUGCUCCUCAAGGACUCUGAUGAAAGUGGGCUGCACACCAUCAUCUCCUGCCACAGGGGCCUCUAUGUCCCUAUCUCCCUGACACUCGGGCUUGGUGUUACACAGAGCAUGCUUGCUUUCCAUUUCCCCCUGUGUUAGCUUUCCCUGUGACAAUGGACUCAUAAAUUUGAAAAUACACUUAUAUUCAUUGGGCUCAGAUUGUAGAGGUUCCAGUCUCUGAUUGGUUGAUCCUGUUGUUAUGAGUCUGUGGCAAAGUACCCCACAGUGGGAGCAAAACUCACCCAUGCGUGGGAAUCAGAAUAGAGAACUAGAAACCAAGGGCUUUUGAUUCCCUUUGAAGGUGCAUUCCCCUUGUCUAGAGGACCUCCCACUAGGCUCCACCUCCUACAGGCACCCACCCUACCUCCCUAGAGCUCGCCAUGCUGGGGGCGGAUGGGAACUGCUUCAGACUUGAACUGUAACACUUGGCAAACUUUCUUCUCAUCUCCCGAGUUAAUUUUCCCCUCGAGUCCCAUCUUAGACACAGAGGUCUUAGGGAACGGAAAGAGUAUAUAAAUUCAAAGAGACCUCAAAGAAUCUUGCAGUGCAGUCUAGUAGGGAGGAGACGACCUUGAGAUUGGAAGAGGCUGGAGGGCUUUGUCCACAUAUACACCCUGCCAGGGUUUGGUGAGGACACCUGGCCAGAUUCUGCUGUUCAACAGUACCACCUGUCUCCGGUACCCCAUCCUUUCUCAGUCCUGUUUUCUUGCACUCCUGUGUGAUAACAGUUGUCCUCUGCAGAGGGCUUUCAAGCUCUGAGGAAAUGCAAUAGCAUGGCAGAGUAUCCUGGAUGAUGAGCUGAUGCUGCUAUUUGAGAGGCUCACCAGGUCCCCUGGGUGGGGAAGGAGGGGGGAGGCGCAUAGCUAGCCGGCUUGAGCUGCUGUGGCCCAUGGAUAGGCAAGGUGGGAAUGUUAACACUGAGUUCACACGGUCAGCUGGUUGCCUCAUCCCUGAGCCAGGCUGGCUCCCCUGGGUGAUUAAUUCCCCAUUGCAUCCUCUCCUGGAUACCUUUAUGCAGUAAGAUAAAAGGGCUAGUAUAUGGGCUCUGGUAUGAUACUUCUAAACCCUAUAUUAUACGAGGGUCCUCGUGAUUCCUUUGAGAAUUCAUAGAAACACGCAGAGAGCCUAUAAUUAAGUAACUUUGGCUAGCUUCAUGAAACUCUUGAUGUUUAGGAAGCUAUUAGGGUGCUUAAAGAGAGAGCGCUCUACCCUGAGAUUAGCUGAUACCAUUGCUUCCUGCUCCAUUUAAUAAUUGUUUUAAAUUAAAAAGGGCUUUAAUCGCCUUCUGUUUUAACGGGAAGUAAUAAAAAUGCCUGCCGAGCAGAAUCCUGUCUUUGUGGGAUUCAUAGGUUCACACUUUACUCAAAUCAGAAUAUAUCCCUGGAAAUGAUAGAACCAGGACCCUCAGAGGAGUCCCUGGCACACUUAGAGGGAGAUUCACCUCGUUUCUGAGCAACUGCCUUGAAAGGACAAAACAGGGAUGAGUGGCAUUUAGAGGGACUUAACUAAUGAGCGAGGGAAGAACUGGGUUGGCUAAGUAGAAUGGGAAGCAGCCGAGGGGUGUCUGUCUUCCAAGUUCCUAGUGGAGUGGGGAUUGUACACGGGAGUGCAGGUGAGCCAGCUGUAGACCGUGGAGCCCUUGGCAAAAUAUUAAAAUAUUGCUGGUAGCAACCGCUAGACUUUCAGCAGACCCAGGGCAAAGUCCAAUAGAGGUCUUUGUUGAUUUGGGUUGUUUUGUUUUGUCGGUGCUGGGGAUCAAACCUGGUGCCUUAUGCUUGCUAGGCCAGUGUUCCAACACUGGGGUAUGGCCCAGGACAUGUUUCAGUUGGGCUCUCAGGGUGAUGUAGGUAUCAGUGACCAGACACCACACUUUGAAUCCAUGCAUUAGAAUACCUGUACUCUUGCAUAGUAAAGAGGGGAGAAAAGAGUCAGGUCCAGCCAUCUCUAAGAGACUUAGAGAAACUAUCUACAUGCUUGCUUGUGAGCUGUGGACAAUGGGACUUCAGGGAUCCCCAGAGCCCGCACGUAAGGUGGGCCAGGCUGGAAUAGUUCUCUGUGUUAACAAAGAUCUCUGCUGCCACAUUGCAAGCUGACUCCACGUCUACACCUUUAUGUCUCCAAUUAUUUUUUGUAACUACUUAAUAAGUCAGACACAGACAAAACCAGUAUCAUGCAGUUCUGUUAUCCUAAUAUUAUUGUUCUUCAGCCUAGUUUAGUCAUUUGUAAAUAAAUAUGUGUGCCAAACAAUAAUGACAGCCCUAGUCUAGUUAGGGGGAGGAAACUCUUGCUGCUUCUACCAGUACAGGCCCUGGCUCCUCCCGGGAAGCAGACGGCCAAAUGGCAUGUUCCUAAGAGGCAAACAUUGCCAGUGCUGUUCCCAGUGUUGGCAGCAGAUGGAAAGCACCGUGCUGCAGUCACCUGACUAAAGCCAGUGCUGUCAGAGGGAACUAUAGCAUCUGACAUCCUGGCCCAGCCCAUAGAUACAGCCUGGGCUUCUUGGGGACUAGAUUGGUGUUUCCUGCUUCAAAACACAAGUCAGCUACAUGUGGAUAGCCUGGUGUACAGCCGCUGGUUCUUGAGGAAGCUCUUCCUGACAACCACCAACUCAGGAGAACCUUUGCAUGAAAUCUCCCUGUUAAAAUGAAGAACCUUUCCUUAUUUCCUUAUUCAGCUGUAAUUGCCAUGCUUUGAAAAAAAAAAAAUCCCACUCCAUUCUCUUUCCUGGGCCAUCUGUCUUAUCCUCUCUGUGCUCCACACCUCUGGUCCACACCUCUACCUGCAAUUCCAGAGGUCUGCAGCUAUCAGGGAUCACAGACAGGACAGCAUAACCAUCCCCUGAGAGGUUCCACCCAGCAGCCGACGGAAAUGGAUGCAGAGACCCACAGCCAAACGUUAGAUAGAACUUGGGGAGUCAUGUGGAAGAGUUGGGGGAAGGAUUGAAGAACCCGAAGGGACUCCUCAAGAAGACUAACAGAAUCAACUAACCUGGACCCUUGGGAGCUCCCAGAGACUGAACCACCAACCUGAGAGCAGGCAGAGGCUGGACCUAGCCCCCAACCCCUGCACAUAUGUAGUGACUGUUCAUCUUGGUCCUCAUGCAGGUCCCCCAACAACUGGAGCAAGGACUGCCCCUGACUCAGUUGCCUGCCUGAGGAUUCCUGGAACUGGACUACCUUGUCUGGCCGUCUGGCCCAGUGGGAGAGGAUGAGCCUAGUCCUGCAGCGACAUGAUGUGCCAGGGUGGGUUGAUACUCGGAGUGAGAGGGGCUCCCCUUCUCGGAGGAGAAGGGGAGGUGGAGGUGGGGGAAGGGCUGGGGGGCUAUGAGGAGGGGAGCUGUGAUUAGGGUAUACCGUGAAUAAAUAAAUGAGAAAAUCGUGUGUUUAAUGUGUGCGAA
Rattus norvegicus (Norway rat) is the source of this 16882-nucleotide messenger RNA. It is a transcript of the gene Asb7, whose product is annotated as ankyrin repeat and SOCS box-containing 7. NCBI's taxonomy places the organism in Eukaryota, Metazoa, Chordata, Mammalia, Rodentia, Muridae. Gene Ontology annotation, cellular component: Cul5-RING ubiquitin ligase complex; chromosome; heterochromatin. The record is from RefSeq and is a predicted model, not a curated record. Gene Ontology annotation, biological process: regulation of heterochromatin organization; proteasome-mediated ubiquitin-dependent protein catabolic process. Gene Ontology annotation, molecular function: ubiquitin-like ligase-substrate adaptor activity.